Phalaenopsis equestris is the source of this 3605-nucleotide messenger RNA. Its product is annotated as ATP-dependent RNA helicase-like protein DB10. Gene Ontology annotation, cellular component: nucleus; ribonucleoprotein complex; cytoplasm. The record is from RefSeq and is a predicted model, not a curated record. NCBI's taxonomy places the organism in Eukaryota, Viridiplantae, Streptophyta, Magnoliopsida, Asparagales, Orchidaceae. The transcript has 9 exons. Gene Ontology annotation, molecular function: RNA helicase activity; ATP binding; RNA binding. Bases 329 to 3259 code for a protein of 976 amino acids.
UCGCGCCAGGGCUGUCGUCGAGCCGUAGAGCCAGUCAAAGCGGAGUAUAGUUGAAAAACGCGCAGCCCGAUUGUCGCCUCCCGUGCUCGGGUUCACCGCCAAACCCUAGCCUUCGUAUGGAAUAAUUUCUCGGAAAAGAGAGAGGAACAUCUUGGUUGUUGUUGCCUAUAAUUCUCUUCUCGACCUGUAGAUUCAGGAUCCCCGCCGUCUGGUUCGAGAGAAAUUAGAGCAAUUCUUGUUUUGUUCCUCUUUCCUUGGCCCAGUCCAGGCUCUCGGCUCUACCUAAUCCAGACGGUGAAACCCUAACAGGGGAUCUUUCGCUCCUUUUAUGGCUGCCACAGCGACGGGCUCUCAAGGAAGCGGGCCGCGGUACGCCCCCGAGGACCCGACACUUCCGAAGCCGUGGAAGGGUUUGGUCGAUGGGAGCACUGGGUAUCUGUACUAUUGGAAUCCUGUGACGAAUGUAACGCAGUACGAAAGGCCUGCUGCGGAUGAACAUCUUCCCCCGCCACCGCCGCUUCUAAAGUUGGCCCCCCUAUCAUCUGUCCAGGUUCAUCAGCGUCAUCAUGAAGAAGACGGGAGAUCUCGGAGCCAUCAGCAUCAAGGAGUUAGAGUUAGUGGUGUACGUUCAGGACAUGGUUCAACUGAUGUAGGGCAUGGAUCUUCUGGCCCACACAGUUAUGCACAUGGCUCUGUCCAUUCACGAUCUAUAAGAAGUCACGGGGCUUUGGAUGCAGGACUUGGUUUAUCCGCUGAAGCAUACCGCCGUCAUAAUGAAAUAACUGUUACAGGAGAUGAUAUUCCUGCACCAUACAUGACAUUUGAGUCAGCAGGUUUUGCACCUGAAAUUUUGAAAGAGGUACACCGUGCAGGUUUCUCUUGUCCUACUCCAAUUCAGGCUCAAUCAUGGCCCAUUGCAUUACAAGGCCAUGAUAUUGUAGCUAUUGCGAAGACAGGCUCUGGGAAAACAAUUGGUUAUCUCUUUCCUGGUUUUGUACAUCUUAAACGUGUUCAUAAUAACUCAAAAAUGGGUCCAACUGUGCUAGUUCUUUCACCAACUAGAGAGCUGGCAACCCAGAUUCAAGUUGAGGCUGAGAAGUUCGGGAGAACAUCAAGAAUUUCAUGCACGUGUUUGUAUGGUGGCGCCCCAAAAGGUCCGCAGUUAAAAGAUUUAGAUCGAGGCGUGGACAUUGUGGUUGCAACUCCUGGAAGAUUGAAUGACAUUUUGGAGAUGAGGAGAAUCAGCCUACGUCAAGUCUCAUAUCUGGUUCUUGAUGAAGCUGACCGAAUGUUAGACAUGGGAUUUGAGCCACAAAUAAGGAAAAUUGUAAAAGAAGUUCCUCAUUGUCGUCAGACUCUCAUGUUCACUGCUACUUGGCCUAAAGAAGUGAGGAAGAUUGCUGCAGAUUUGCUUUCUAACCCUAUUCAGGUUAACAUUGGAAAUAUUGAUGAACUUGUUGCCAACAAUGCUAUUACCCAGUAUGUAGAGCUGAUAAGACCGAUGGAAAAGCAAAGAAGGUUGGAGCAAAUAUUACGGUCCCAGGAAACAGGUUCUAAGAUCAUAAUCUUUUGCACUACGAAGAGGAUGUGUGACCAGCUAGCACGUUCUCUUGUUCAUCAGUUUGGUGCUGCAGCUAUUCAUGGUGACAAAUCACAGGUAGAGCGGGAUAGGGUUCUGAACCAAUUCAAAACUGGGAGAUCACCCAUACUUGUUGCUACAGAUGUUGCUGCUCGAGGAUUAGACAUUAAAGAUAUCAGGGUUGUAAUUAACUAUGACUUUCCCACUGGUGUUGAAGACUAUGUUCAUAGGAUUGGGAGGACAGGAAGGGCAGGUGCCACUGGUGUUUCUUACACGUUCUUCUCAGAUAAUGAUUCUAAAUAUGCUCUGGAACUUGUUAAAGUUUUGGAAGGGGCAGAUCAGCGAGUGCCACCAGAGCUCCGAGACAUGGCAGCACGUGGUGGAUUUGGUGGCAAGUCGAGACGCUGGGGUUCUGAUUCAAGUGCUCGAGACAGAGGCCGAUUUGGAGCCGGUCGAAAUGAUUCCACCAAUGUUGGGAGAAGCUGGCAUGUCCUAUCAUCUUCAAGUAGAAUAGUAGCUGAUCAUGACCGCAGUAACUACGGGCGUGAUCGUGAUGUUCGUGUCAGCAGAUAUAAUCGUUUGGAUGGGCACGCCUUAGAUAAGCAUCCUAACAAUGAUGCCAGAGGCAUCUUGAGAGGCCGUAGCCACAGCUAUAGCCCAAGUCCUAGCCCAAGGAGAGGGCAUGGUCUGUUGAACAAUGGUCACAGUCGCAGCCGCAGCAGGAGCCGAUCUAAUACUCGCAGCCGGAGCAGGAGUCGUAGUAGCAGCAUCGGACGCAGCAACAAAAGGCUACGUACUGGUGGGUUUUCUGACAGGCCAUCACCAAAAUACAAGCGGAAGGAUCUAUCAGUUGACCAUCACCAUGAAGGACAAUCACCACCAUGGAAACAAAGGGAAACUUCAAAUGAUCGUCAUCUUGCUUCACCUCCACGCAAGAUUGCCAUCACUAAUAAUCGUAGCCGCAGCAGGAGUCGUAGUCGCAGUAUCGAACGUAGCAACGGAAGCCUACUUACUGCUGGGCUUUCUGGCAGGCCAUCAUCACCAUACAAACGGAAGAAUUUAUUAGUUGACCAUCAUCAUGAAGGACAAUUACCACCACAGAAACGGAGGGAAACUUCAAAUGAUCGUCAUCACUCUUCACCUCCACGCGCCAAGAAGGAAAUAUCGGUUGACCAUCCUCGGGGACCCUCACCACGCAAGAAGGAAAAUUCGAUUGAUCACGAUCGUAGGCCUCCAUUGCCACGAUCCAAGAGAGAUAAUUUGUUUGGUCGUAAUAACCGGAGGCCAGCAUCGCCACGUUCCAAUUGGCUGAAUUCAGCUGAUGAGCAGGACAGGUCAUCAUCCCUCCCCAAGAAUGAAUCCUUAGCUGAACAUCAUCCCUCACCUAGCCCGCUAAGGCAGGGCUCUCAAUCCCCAUGCAAUCAAACGGAGAAUGGAAGUGGAAGAGAAUUGGAUGGCUCGGAGCAGUUGAGGCGGUCACCACCUCAUCAUGUUAUUAAUGAAACUGAGCCUGAUCUGCCAAGGACAGCACAUGAGUUUCAAAGUCGUAUUGAAUCUGGAAAGCUUGCCGAUGAACCUGAACGGCUCGCAUCAGCGCCAGAAAAUGGGGAAGAGGAAGAGGAAGGGUUAAUUCUGCCAGACGAAUCCCCUGAGCAUGUUCCUGGUUCUAGGGACAAUUGAUAAGCAUCAGGAAGAAAGUCUGCCAUCAUGCUGGGUUGCUUUUCUUCUCUCGGUAUUCUUUCUUCUCUGAUUUACUAGUAUUGUAGACUGCAGUUAAACGAAACCUGCGUUAGAAAAAAAUGUGGUGGUUUUCAUCUCUUAUGCAAAGGCUACUACUUUGAUUAUGCAGAAAAUGCGGGGCAUUCAAAACCUUGGGCUGGAGCAAAGCCUGGUGUUGUGGGUUGUUUUCGUGUUGAGCCUGCUUCAUUUUAUGAAACACAUGAAGUGAACGAUGCUUUGUACUUGCUUUCUAUAGUUAUCACUCUUGCUUUGCCGGUUUUUAUAACCUCUUGAUUUUGCAUUUUAA